Messenger RNA from Hibiscus syriacus, 1711 nucleotides. RefSeq names its product protein S-acyltransferase 8-like. Gene Ontology annotation, cellular component: Golgi apparatus; endoplasmic reticulum. Lineage: Eukaryota; Viridiplantae; Streptophyta; Magnoliopsida; Malvales; Malvaceae. The record is from RefSeq and is a predicted model, not a curated record. Gene Ontology annotation, biological process: peptidyl-L-cysteine S-palmitoylation; protein targeting to membrane. The transcript is spliced from 5 exons. The coding region runs from base 343 to 1626 and encodes 427 amino acids. Gene Ontology annotation, molecular function: protein-cysteine S-palmitoyltransferase activity.
AGAAGAAAAAAAAUCGUCGAAAUUCCCAUUCCGCUCUCAAACAGAACGCCAAUCGCCACCUCAACACAGGCACUUCUCUUCUACAAUAAUCCCUCUUUUGUUUUUCUUUAAAAUAAUAAUACCCAAGAAAGAAACCAAGGCCUGACUCUGGCACUUAUGAUUUAAUCGGCUCUCGCUUGAGUAUGGUUUUCAGUUGGGUGGCAAAGCUUUUGCAUUGGAAGGGGUUAUAUUUUCUUUUCUUAAUAAAAUGAAAAUCUCGCAAAAGUUUCAAAUCGUAGACUCAGUUCCAACGUAGUCGAAUAAAGCUAUAACAGGGAAAGAGUUGGUGCGGUAAUUUCUUUCAUGGAAAAGCGUGUUUACGAAGUUUGGAAAGGAAGAAAUAAGUUUCUCCUUGGUGGUAGGCUAAUAUUUGGUCCAGAUGCUAGAUCUUUGCCAUUUACCUUAUUGCUGAUAAGCGCUCCUUCUAUCUUCUUUUGCAUUUUUGUUGCAAGGCAUCUUCGACAUGCAUUUUACCCAUAUAAUGCAGGAUAUGCAGUUAUGGUGGUAGCAGUUGUCUUUACUAUCUAUGUGUUGAUUAUUCUUUUCCUCACAUCAGCCCGGGACCCAGGAAUCAUUCCUCGCAAUUCACGUCCCCCAGAUGAGGAGCCUCACCAUGAUUCUUCUGUAUCAGCUGAGGCUGGGAAUCGACAAACACCCGGUCGUCAGUUCCCUCGAACUAAAGAAGUUAUGGUUAAUGGAAUUAUGGUGCGAGUGAAGUAUUGUAGUACAUGCAUGCUUUAUCGACCUCCCCGUUGCUCCCACUGUUCCAUUUGCAACAAUUGUGUUGAGCGUUUCGAUCACCACUGCCCUUGGGUGGGGCAAUGCAUUGGACUGCGCAAUUACAGGUUCUUCUUUAUGUUUGUAUCUUCGGCGGCUCUUCUCUGCAUCUAUGUGUUCUCCAUGUCAGCAUUCUACAUUAAGGUUCUGAUGGAUGAUAACCGUAGAACAGUUUGGGAAGCAAUGAAAGAAUCUCCUCCGUCUGUUGUCCUAAUGGCCUAUUGUUUCAUUGCUCUGUGGUUUGUUGGUGGACUCACUGGGUUUCACUUGUACCUCAUUGGAACAAACCAGACUACCUAUGAAAAUUUUCGACAUAGGGCCGACAACAGAAUCAACCUUUACGAUCAUGGUUGCCUGAGUAAUUUUCAUGAAGUAUUUUGCACAAAGUUAAACCCCCCCAAGAAUAAUUUUCGGGCGAUCGUCCAGGAGGAGGUACCAAGGCCUACUUUACAAAGUACCGAGGAAGCUAAAGCAGAAGAUGUAGGUGGAGAUCCACGUCCAAAGGUUGACGCUGAAAUAAAGAACAGUGAAGACCUAUUAAGGAUGUCCCUGCGGUGUAAUAUCGAGGAAGGCGAAGACCUAUCGAAGAUCUCGCAAUGGCAUAAUGAUGAGGAAAAUGAUAAGGACAUUCAAAAUAUGGAGGGCAAUGAUCCACCCCAUACUACCUUGAAUUUUGAUUCUACUAUGGCUAUAGAUCAUCGAGCUUCAAUGAUUCAAUCGAAUCCUAAACCCUCAAGUUGUGGAAAUGGAAGUGGUAGUCCGGAAAUCGUAACCAAUUCUGCAGUUAAAACAGGAGAAGCUGGUAAAUGAUUUGGGUAACUUUGUAUACUGGCCAUUGCAUUGUUUUGGAUAGAAGGAAGUUUUAACCGAUUUAAGAAUGAAGUCUAUCCAUUGA